AGCCCCGAGUCCGCGGGGGGACCCGGCGGCGGCCGCCGCCGCCCGGCCGCCCCGCUGUGGGCCGGCCGCGGGGGGUGCGCCUCGCUCGGCCGGGUGCGGCCCGCAGAUGGCGGCGGAGCCCCAGGGCUCCGCCGCCGGGCCCGACGAGGGGGAGGUCAACCUUGAGGCGAUCAUAAACGAGUUCGUCGCCGAUGCAGACAAGGUUGAGCUGGAGCUCCCGCGCUCGCUGACCGCGGCGCAGCGGAAGGAGGCCAAGAGGCUCGCGGACCAGAACAAGGCCCUUAAGUGCGAGAGCUACGGCUUCGGCGAGGACCGGCGGCUUCACCUCUUCAAGAAGGAGGCACGCAAGGAGCUCAAGGUCAAGAAUACGUUUAUCGAUGGAUGGGAGAACGACGGCGGCGACGGAGGCGACGCCGCUUCUUCGCGCUGGCGUGUUGUGCCGAGUGCCAGCACGAGCGACUUCGAUGGUGCAGAGGCUCGCGAGUGCCAGACGCUCAACAAACAACAGUGCACAGGGCGAAAGCCCGCACAGGGCGGCUCGCAGCCAACGCCGCCGCUGGUAGCCGUCGACGCCGUCUUCGCCGAGGGACUGGGUCCCGAGGGAGGGGACGAGAUCGGCCGGCUCCAGCCAGGGGCCCCGGAGUUCCCAGCCGUGCAGCAGGUGGGUCCAGAGGGGAAACUCGGGGCAGCGCUAGGCCAGCUCGCCAUCCGUGAUAGCAUCGCGGACCGGAUCAUCAGGCAGGUGAUCUGCGUCACCAAGGAGGUGCGCAGCAUUGACGGCUACCCCGAAAAUAUCAAUAUCGCGACGCAUAUCAGCAUUAUCUGCGACAACAUAUUUCAGAUGUGGAACUUGUGUGCGAUGAAGCAGCAGAUGAAGCAGGAUAAGGACUACCAGAAGAAGAACGACGGUAAAGACAAGAGCGAUUCGAAGGGCAAGACCAUGUCGGACUCGAACGGAGGUAAAGGCAAGGGCAAGAAGAGCAAGGGCCACUACGGCGAUGAUUACGACUAUUACGAUGACGAUUGGAACAGUUCCCAUGGCAGUUGGUUUGCCACCAAGGACAUGAAGGACGUUGAUCAAGAGUACCUCCAUGGAGUCAGCGGGGGCCAUCUGCAGAUAUUUCGGCACGUCAAGCCGACUCGAGAUGGCAGCGCCCCGGCAGAGUUUAACGCGACGGAAGCACCCGUGGACGCUAGCAUCGGAGCGAAGUCAAGUUGCUUCACUGGACAGAACACCGGGGCGAACGAGUCCGACAUCAUGGCGCAGUUAAAGGACCUCAGCCAUAGCGCGGACCCGAACGAGGAGAAUCACCCGACAACCAGACUGGUGGAAUCGCACAUCUUCAUGACAAAAUCGAUUGUGCUGAAGAACGCAGUGGUAGCUGAGAAGGCAGGGCUUCACAUUGCCAGAGAGAUUCUGGUAUGCGAGGCCGCCAUGUCUCAGAACCUCAUGCUGAACUUCGGCGGCAGUGCCCCAGCCAACGCCCUCCUCGGUUACACGCCAAUUGAUUUCUAUGACGUAUUCUGCCUCUACAGUGGCCACUAUCUCCCGAACGAAAACCAGCGCACGACCAUGGACCACCUGGACCACCUGGUCCACCAGCAGCACCAGCCGCGAUGGCACCACUUCAACCUGGGCCUGGACCUCUUGCACCACAUGCACCACCAGCAGCAGCUAUACGGCAACAACCUGUACAUGAUCCACAGCCUGCACUCACUGGACCACAAGAUGGCGGAGGACCUCCAGGUGGACGACGAGAGUAUGAUCAGCGAUGGGCAGUUCACGCCCGAGGACACGGCAGCGCCAAUAUAUCUUAUUCUCAACAAGGAGCAGCUGUAUUUCUCAUGGAAGUUCAUUGGUCAGGGUCGACAAGAAGGACGCGUCGGCCCUCAUUUGCAGUCGGAGCUGGCCAGCGCGGGGACGCUGCGACGGCAAUGUCAAGCGAGAGCUCCGGGCAUCCGCGUGUGCUCCGUGGCCUGCUCCGGUGGCGAGCAGCCGCUCGAGCCUCAGACCCUGGACGAGGUCGUGGACUGCAUCAGGCCUCGUGGUCGGCUGGCCGCUGCGGAGCCUGCAGAGGAUCAGCACAUUGCCAAAUCCACGUGGCGGCUGGCCCGGCCCACCCCGCGCACGAGGCGGGAGUGCCCCUCCUACACGGAGGAGGUGACCCCAGAGACGCUCCUCUCGCGGCUGAUCUCCGAGGCGGACUCCCUUGACACCAUCGAGGCCAUGAUGGAGGUGGAGGAGCGCUUCAAGAUCGAGCUGGAGGAUGAGGACGUCAACAGGACGCAGACCAUCCGCGACCUCGCCGACCUCGUCUGGCGCACCCCCCGCGGGCUGCAGAAGAGGACCGUCUGCGACGAGGACUACAUCGCGAUGAUCGCGACCUCUCACGCAGAGAACAGGUGGGGCGAGCUCGACGGCGACUGGAGGGCUGAGAUCCCGGAGCAGUACGAGCACUUCGGGCCCUCGCUGGCGGAGGAGCACGGCGAUGAGGAGGCCAUGGCCGAGGCCGAUGUCGGCGUCGCCGGGCGCUGGUUGUCGGCGCGCGGCGAGCGGAUACUCGUGAAGGGCGGCACCGUCAUCCGCCCGGAUCGCGAGUCGGCCUCGGACGGACCUUCGACCAUGAUACAGCUGGAGCCAUCAGACGGAAAGUACAACAUGACGUUCCAGAACGUCUCGUACAGGGCGGGCUUGGUCGAAGGGCGGCUGCUCUGGGACGACGGCUCCGCCUGGUCGCGCCCGGCGCCCGGCGCGUGGGCCGCGGCCGCGACCGGCGGCGGCUCCGAGGAGGCGGCCAGCGACCGGCGGGCGGAGGCGGCGCGGCCCACCCUCGGCGAGGCCGAGGCGCGCCAGUUGCGGGUCCCCGAGCUCCGCGACCGGCUGGGGGCGCUGGGGGCGGACGCCUCGGGCACCAAGGCACAACUGGUCCGCCGCCUCGUGGAGCUGGGCGUGGGUGGCGCGUGA
Messenger RNA from Prorocentrum cordatum, 2965 nucleotides. The record is from the annotation of a GenBank genome assembly. Lineage: Eukaryota; Dinophyceae; Prorocentrales; Prorocentraceae.